CUCCAUCUUAUAUCGACCUUUGACCUUAAACAUUUUAUGCAACCUUAUUCAUGCAUGAUAUUCCAGGGGUUAUUUAGUACUUGACCAGGCCUUUCUGUGAAGGAUUUCUGUGAUAAAACUCUGACCGGUGGACAGUUGAAAAAGCUGCAGACAAAAUGAGCCCAUUUUCUUUGAGUAGAGCCACAUUACAGUGCGUCAGGAAAGGGUCACAGUGUGGCUUGUUUGCAGCAAAGAACAGGACUUUUUGUCCAGGUACCAGAUCUGCCAGUCAGACAGCCUCCAGGUCCAGCUCCCUCCCCCCUCCCCAUGCCUGGUUCCUGCUGUCCAUCCCUGCUGCAGCCUUUGGGCUGGGCACAUGGCAGGUCCAGAGGAGACAGUGGAAGUUAGACUUGAUUAAAGACAUGGAGGCCAGGACAAGCAGACAUCCUGUUCCUAUACCCUCGGAGCAACAGGACCUUGAGACAAUGGAGUACAGACCAGUCAAAAUUAGAGGUAGCUUUGACCACUCCAAGGAGAUGUACCUGUUACCCCGUUCCCUGAACACCCAUGACACAGGAGGGGGCAUGGGAGCCAGGGCACAGUCAGGGGCUCAGGUGGUCACACCUUUCCACUGCUCUGAUACAGGGAGGACAAUUCUAGUGAACAGGGGAUGGGUGUCCAAGAAAAACAUCAACCCAGCAACAAGACCAGAUGGCCAGGUUACAGGAGAGGUGGAAGUUACAGGAUUAGUGAGGUUGAAUGAAAAGAGAGCACCAUUUGUCCCCAAGAAUGACAUUGCACACAACAGAUGGCACUACAGGGAUGUGGAGGCCAUGGCUCAGAUAACGGAGGCUCAGCCCAUCUAUAUAGAAGCAGUUGGAGGGAGCACUGUACCAGGUGGACCCAUAGGGGGUCAAACCAGGGUGCAACUCAGAAAUGAACACAUGCAAUACAUCCUCACAUGGUACUCAUUGAGCAUCUUGACUGCCAUUGGCUGGUAUUGGACCUACUUCAAGAAGGUGCCAAGAUAGUUUAGGCAGGGCCUCGAUGUGAAGCUUAGAGUAGGACCUGCAACUUGAGCUGAGAUUGAUCUUCAUUAAAAUUAUUGUAACAAUGUGGUAAUUUUGUCAAAUUUAGAUUCUGCAAUUAAUUUUAUGU
This is a messenger RNA of Branchiostoma floridae (Florida lancelet), 1137 nucleotides long. Its product is annotated as surfeit locus protein 1-like. Lineage: Eukaryota; Metazoa; Chordata; Leptocardii; Amphioxiformes; Branchiostomatidae. Gene Ontology annotation, cellular component: mitochondrion; membrane. Gene Ontology annotation, biological process: mitochondrial respiratory chain complex IV assembly. The transcript has 9 exons. The record is from RefSeq and is a predicted model, not a curated record. The coding region runs from base 156 to 1010 and encodes 284 amino acids.